Messenger RNA from Didymella exigua CBS 183.55, 2336 nucleotides. RefSeq lists its product as uncharacterized. NCBI's taxonomy places the organism in Eukaryota, Fungi, Ascomycota, Dothideomycetes, Pleosporales, Didymellaceae. The transcript has 2 exons. Gene Ontology annotation, biological process: membrane protein proteolysis. Gene Ontology annotation, molecular function: aspartic endopeptidase activity, intramembrane cleaving. Gene Ontology annotation, cellular component: membrane; cytoplasmic side of endoplasmic reticulum membrane; lumenal side of endoplasmic reticulum membrane. Bases 349 to 2190 code for a protein of 613 amino acids. The record is from RefSeq and is a predicted model, not a curated record.
CCAGCACCAGGGGAUACCAUUAAGCACGCUCGCUCAAUACCUUGGUCUUUCUCUAUUUCUUUCACCCACGUCUACUUUCGCUUUCCUUCCACGCAUCAGACUCGCCAGAACGCGCUAUAGGACACCGUGUUCUUUGACAGCUUCGAGCCUCGCACAAAUAUAACUCUCUUUCAACCAUCACGCCCCACACUCAGACACAUUCGAGCUUUCACAACACGCUCAAUAGAGCAGCGUCCUAGGAGAAAUCCAGAUACCGCUAAUAGGUACUUUCUGAAACACCAACUGUGAUCGUCCCACUGCACCUCUUACGCUAGGACACCUCGACAGCCCCCUCAAGCACCUGCCAUCAUGGCGGACGCCGAGUCCACACUCGUGGCGCAGAUCCUCAAGCGCAUUGCCUACGAGUUUGCACUGGCGCGACCUAUGCUGCCAACGUACUUCCACCUGAUCGCCUCCGCCCUUUUCCCAAUUUACACUGGUGCGCACGCCUCGCUCUCCCGUCCUUCUACCGCCGCAAAGCCCUCGAAGAAGAAGAAGCGCAGUGCUCUACACCACAAGGGCUCAGGUACCGAAGACGACGAUGAAUCAAGCGACGAUGAGGAGGAGGAGGAAGAGUACAAUAUGGAGGGCCUGUCUCCCAAGGACGCCAUUCUGCUGCCGUUAUCCGCAGGUAUUGCGCUAUCGGGGAUGUACUUCCUUCUGAAGUGGAUGAACGACCCAAUGCUGUUGAACAAAAUCCUCAAUGCCUACUUCGCUAUCUUCGGCGUAUUCUCCGUCUCGAAGCUGGUUACAGACGUCCUGGACAUCGGUCACUCGAUCAUCUACCCUCGACGGCACGUUAUUAACGGCACAUUGUAUCAUAUCAAUGGUAAGGAGGAGAAGGCCAUACCCGUCGCAGGCAAUACGCAAGGCAGGAAAGUGCUCAGCACUCCCUUCCCUGGGUUCUUGGCAAGUAUGCCGUUGGGCAACAAGCCAAGGAAGGUGGCGUGGAGCGAUCGAGCUAUGCCCUCAAAGAAGUGGUCGCUGAAGUUGUAUCUACACCGCGCACUCGCCGCCAAGUUCAAGAUUGGAGCACAUGGCAUCGUUGGUGCUCUGACUGGACUCUGCGUUGUGGCGUACUUCAACUUCGUUGACAAGCCGUGGUAUCUGACAAACUUGCUCGGCUUUGGUUUCUCGUACGGCGCAUUGCAACUCAUGAGCCCUACGACGUUCGCGACAGGGAGCCUGAUCUUGGGAGCGCUGUUCUUUUACGACAUCUACUUCGUCUUUUACACGCCUAUAAUGGUUACAGUAGCGAAGUCCUUGGACGUACCCAUCAAGCUCAUGUUUCCUCGUCCCGGAGACCCACAGGACCCUACCUCAGCCCCAUCUCACGCCAUGCUUGGUCUCGGUGAUGUGGUUCUUCCUGGCAUUGUCAUCGGUCUAUCACUACGUUUCGAUCUAUACCUGUUCUACCUGCGUCGCCAGAAGCGUGUACGCUUUGCAUCAGCAAAUGGCGUCGAGACUGUUGAAAAGGCAGAGUACUUUCCUCUCGCUGGACGCUGGAGUGAUUACUUCUGGACACACUCACUGCUCGGGCGGCCGUUAUGGAAGAAGGACGAGAACAAGCCGGAGGUGCCAUUCACGUUCCCCAAGACAUACUUUAAGGCCAGUCUGGUCGGCUAUGUACUCGGCUUGCUUGCUACACUUGGCGUUAUGAUAAUUUGGGACCAUGCACAGCCUGCACUCCUGUACCUUGUACCUGGAGUGCUCAGUAGUGUCUGGCUUACCGCGGUAGCAAGAGGGGAGCUGAGCUUGAUCUGGAAUUACACAGAAGCUAUCGAGGGACAAGGUGACGAAGAUACGAAGAAGGACAAGGCUGGCAAGACUGCCAAUGGUAUCACCAUACCAGAGAGUAAGCGCGCCACUCGAUCACAAGCCAAGGCUGUGACAGACACAACAGGCGAGAGUGAGAGCGAGGAUGAGCCUAGCCGCUCACGUCGAAACGGACGGGGCAGACCAGAGCGUGAGAUCUUCUCACUCACUAUCGAGGCACCGACAAGCCUGAGGAAAGGUAAGACGAACAAGAAGCAUUCGAGGUCAGCCACUGUCGAUGAAGUUAAGUCGGCCGUGAACAGGAGGACGCCAAACAAGAGCACAGCUGUAGAAAUCAGCGCUGAGCCGGCAGGCAAGAGGCAGAGGCUGCACUGAACAGGCGACGACAAGGAAAUGAUGUAUUGGCAGUAUUGCAUAGCGAUGGCGUUGCAUUCAUACAACCAGCGCCUCACUUGAUUUAGCUUUGGGUAGCUUGGCAGUUCUGGUCAAUUAUGGCCGGCAUAAAUACACUCUCUUCUCCA